UUAGGAUUGAUCUUUAGAGACGAAGAGGAUAGCUACUUAGCCCGGAGAGAAGAAUAUUUCAUUGAUAGAUAGAUUGAUCGUUAAUGUCAAAGUAAAGUUGCUUUUCAUAUAUUCCCACAAUUACAGGUAUAAUUACAAGUAGACUUAAAACUUAGCAAAAGGGUUAACAUAGAGGAGUUAUCAUUGGCAAUGUCUUCAUUAUACAUUGGAGUCUAUAAGGCAUUAUAUGAUUAUGCCGCUCAAGCAGACGAAGAAUUGACGUUGAGAGCAGAUGAUCUCUUAUAUUUGUUGGAAAAAUCCGAUAUAGAUGAUUGGUGGAAAGUUAAGAAGAGAGUAGUUCCAGUUGGCGAUGAAGAAGUGGAAGAACCGGUUGGUUUAGUUCCUUCCAAUUAUAUCGAAGCGGCUCAAGUGAUUAAAACAGCAAGUGCUUUAUAUGAUUAUGAUAAGCAAACUGAAGAGGAACUUUCUUUUAAAGAAGGUGAACAUUUCAAUAUCUUUGAUCUCAGUGAUCCAGAUUGGUUACUUGUUGGAGAUUCAACCAACCAAUUGUUUGGUUUUAUUCCUUCUAACUAUAUAGAAUUGAACAAUUCGAAUGCCGCUGUAAACACUCCAAUUGCUCCUCAACCCCAACAAGCAGCAUUUCAACUUCCACCUCAAUCGCAACCACAACAGCAACCUCAGCCAUCACAAUUCAUUCCCCCACCACCGCAUCCUUCUCAACAACCAGUCGAUAAAUCUCCAAGUCAUCAAUCUUAUAAUGAUUCUUCAACUGACCCAAGUCCCCAGUCAAGAGGAGGUUACGAUUACAAUGAUGUUGGGGAUGAUAUCGAUGAUGAUGCUCCACCACCAAUGCCAAGCAGACCAACUGGCUCUAGUUCUGCUCCACCACCAUCGGCUCCUCGUCCUUUGCAACCAUCAACCACUGGUAACAAGGUGGGUGAUUACGAACAGGAAGAAGAUAUAUCUGCGCAACCAGAACACAGUUUUGAUGGGGAAUUUUUCACUUGGUAUAUCGAUGAAGUUGACGGUCGUAAAAAGAGAGCCGUCAUUUUUUCAAUAGGUAAAGGUUUGGUGAUUAUGAAACCAAAUACUAGUAACCCUAAAAAAUUAAAACUCAAAUCAGCAUCUCAAUUAGAUAAUGAAUGGAGAAUUAAAGACAUCAUUCAAUUCAGCCAUGAAAAGAAACAUGUUUUUUUGGAUAUGAAAAACCCAGAUUCUUCAAUUGAAUUACACGCCGGAUCAAAAGAUGUCGCUGAAGCAAUUAUUUCAAUCUUGGGUGAUUUAAAAGGUGCAGAACGUGCUCAAGGUUUAAAAGAAGUUGUAUCUGCAUCUCGUGCUAAUACUGAUUCAAGUAAUAGAAGAGUUGGUAAAUUAUUAUUUGAUUUUGUUGCUCAAGGUGAUGAUGAGUUGGGCUGUAAAGAAGGUGAUGAAGUUUAUAUUGUUAACGAUACAAAGUCAAAAGAUUGGUGGAUGUGUGAAAAUAUCGAUACCAAAAAACAAGGGGUUGUACCAUCUUCUUAUAUAGAAAUUGUUGGUACGGCUUAUUUAGAUAAAUUAACGGAUGGCCCUCAAAGAAGAAAAUCUUUAAAAUCAAGCUCUAAAGGAAGAGUAGUUGAGAGUAGUCGCAAACAUCAUAGAUCUAGAGAUGAACGUGACAGGAUUAGAGAACGUGAUCGUAUACAGAGAGACAAAUCAAGCUCUAAACGUAGUGAUGGUGAUAAAUCAAUGCCAAAUUAUCAUAGAGUUAGAACUUGGAUUGACAGCUCUGGUUCUUUCAAAGUUGAAGCAGAAUUUUUGGGUUGUGUUGAAGGUAAAAUUCAUUUGCAUAAAAGUAAUGGUGUUAAAAUUGCUGUUGCUGCAAAUAAGCUUUCAAUCGAAGAUUUAGAAUAUGUUGAAAAAAUUACUGGUACUUCCUUGGCUCAAUAUAAAGACGAAGUUCUUAAGCAAAAUUUGAAGAAGAAGACUGGCGCUACUAAAUCAUCGGUUGCUGCUAUUAAUGACAUCCCCCCUCCUCAGCCAUCAAGACCUAAGACUACAACUUCUGUGUCUACCAGUGAGCCAGAAUAUGAUUGGUUUGAAUUUUUCCUUCAAUGUGGCGUUGACAUUGGUAACUGCCAACGUUACACUCUCAAUUUCAAUCGUGAACAAAUGGAUGAAAAUAUUUUGGAAGAUAUCAACCCAUCUUUAUUACGUACUUUAGGAUUGAGAGAAGGUGAUAUUUUACGAGUCAUGAAAUUCUUGGAUAAUAAAUUCAAUAGAAAGAGUCAUGCAGAAGAAGCUCCAGCAAAUACUGGAAGCUUGUUCACUGAGUCUUCUGGUGCUUUGAAAAACAAUUCAAAUAGUGAAAUCUCUAAAGUCAGUGCCAAAGCAUUACCUUCUCCAUCACCUAAUAAGACUGUCGAACAACAAUCACAAGAAAAUAAAUUUGAGGAUGAUGCUUGGGCGGUAAAACCUGCUGCAAGAUCUAAUGAAGAUCUUUCAAAACCAAGUUCUCGCCCUCAAACUCCUCAAUACACUGGUUCAUUGCAAGACUUGGUUAAUAUUAAGCCAUUGGAACUGAAUAACAAGCCAGCAGUACCUGAGAAAGACAGACCUGUUAAUGCACCUCCAGCUGCUUCAGUUACGCCUUCCGCCCCCGCUCUUACUCCUGUAAAGACUGGUAGCUUGGUUCAACCAGGUGAUCAAUUCUCUGUUCAGAAAACUGGAGGUGGAUUGGCUAGUCAAACUACCGGUAACUUCAAACCAGUUUCCGCUCAACAAACCGGUAACUUGAUUCCUGCCCAACCAACCGGGUUUGCUCCAAUUACUGCUCAACCUACCGGUUUCAUGCCAAUUCAACCAACUGGAUUUGUUCCAGUACAAGCAACUGGUAUUUUACAACCUCAAAUUACAUUUGGUAUUGUUCCCUUACAAACUGGAGCUACUACUUUCACUGCUCAAAAAACUGGUCCUCAAUCCACUAUGCCAACAACUUCAUUCAACCAGCUUCCUAUGCAACCAACUUUACAAACUGGUAAUGUCACUAUGCCUCAAACCUCUUUCGGCAGCCAACCAACUGGCGGUAACAUGCCUCAAACCAGCUUCGGGGGUCAAUCAACUGGUGGAUUUAUGUCUAUUCAAAAUACUGCUUCAUUGGUUCCAACCCAACGUACUGGUGGGUUCGUACCACAAUCUGCGUUUGGUCAACAAAUUACCGGUGGUGCUAAUUUAAGCCAAACUUCAUUCGGAGGACAACCAACAGGCGGAUUCCCUCAAACCUCAUUUGGGGGUCAACCCACUGGUGGAUUCCCACAAACCUCAUUCGGUCAACCUGCUCAGCAAUUCCCACAAACCUCAUUCGGGGGUCAACCAACUGGCGGCUUUCAACAACCAAAUCAAUUCCCACAAAAUACAUUUGGCCAACAGUUCCCACAAACUACAUUUGGUCAACCAGCUCAACAGUUCCCACAAACUUCAUUUGGUCAACCAGCUCAACAAUUCCCACAAACUACAUUUGGACAACCGCAACAGUUUCCUCAACAAGGUUUUGCUCAACCUGAUAUGAAUCAAAUGACCAACAUGUUUCAAAAUACCGGUAUAAACAGCCCAAAUACUUUUGGCCAAGCACAACCAAAUACAACGUUUGGUCAGCAACCUACCUUUGAUGGAUUCAAUCAACCAUUACAAGCACAACCAACUGGUGCUGGUUUUGGUAAUGCGCCUGGAUCGUUACAACCACAACCAACCGGUAAAAGAGCAAACCUUCAAUCCGCCACCCCUGAUAAUCCAUUUGGAUUCUAAGAUACUUUCCAUACUAUUCUUACAUCAACUCAUACUUCAAAAAGUUAAGUUUGUUAUUUUUCAAUUUUUUUUUUUUUCAUCAUUUUCAUUUUCCUUUACCUUUCUUCGAUUUCGAUUGUGUUUACUUUAAUCAUGUUUAUUCUACAAAACUUCUUUAGUCUUUAUUUCUGC
Messenger RNA from Hyphopichia burtonii NRRL Y-1933, 3951 nucleotides. It is a transcript of the gene SLA1, whose product is annotated as cytoskeletal protein-binding protein. Gene Ontology annotation, biological process: regulation of actin filament polymerization. Lineage: Eukaryota; Fungi; Ascomycota; Pichiomycetes; Serinales; Debaryomycetaceae. Bases 190 to 3780 code for a protein of 1196 amino acids. Gene Ontology annotation, molecular function: ubiquitin binding; cytoskeletal protein binding; identical protein binding. The transcript is spliced from 2 exons. The record is from RefSeq and is a predicted model, not a curated record.